Molecule: messenger RNA, 8053 nt
Organism: Larimichthys crocea (large yellow croaker)
Lineage: Eukaryota; Metazoa; Chordata; Actinopteri; Sciaenidae
Product: formin-2
Exons: 22
Coding region: 1133-5932 (1599 amino acids)
Biological process (GO): actin nucleation; cortical actin cytoskeleton organization
Cellular component (GO): actin filament; cytoskeleton; cytoplasm
Molecular function (GO): microtubule binding; actin filament binding
Source: RefSeq, a predicted model, not a curated record
UGUUCCCUUGUGUCUCAGCUAUUAUUUCAUCUGGAGGCAACUAGCAACUAGAAAAUAAUAAAUGACGGAACCUUUGCAUACAAAACAUUAACUUCAAAUUGAGCUGAAAACUAGUUUAAACUGAUUUACCAUGACAUUAAUCGAGCAGGCAUGGAAAAGUAAUCCAUAAAGUGCUCAAAGAAAUUGGGAAACUUGAAGAUCUACAUUUCCGUGACAACUGGGCAAACCCCCUCUGCUGAUGAAGAUCAUGUGAUUUGAUCGAAAUCUCCAGAACAGCUACUGAGGGGAGCUUGUGGUGAGAUUGUUUUUUUUUAAAUUUAUCUUAAAAGUAGAUAGGCUAGUGUUUUUCAAUAGAAAUUAGAAUGAAAAAUCUGUGAACAUUGAGCGUUAAAUACUUAAAACUCUUGUUGAAGGACCUAUUUUGUAAAGAAUCAAAUGUCUCACCUAUCGUUCUGUGUGAAGAAAAAGUAUUUGUGUGUAUUGAACCUUUUUGGGCUUUCGAGAGCCAAUAUCCUGCAGUGACGGAAAGCUGCAUAAGAGGUCCCUUUAUCAGAGCCAAGCCCACACUUAGCAGUAUGGGUAAUGUAGGCAGCUCUGCACAGGAUAGUCUACAUUUCUAUCCCCACCGCCAGUCCCGGCAUCUUUAUUCCUCUCAGGUCUUUUUAGUCUUUUUUUCCAGCAGCCUUGGCUCUGUGUCCCCAUCCCAGUUGCUCUCCAUCUCUCUCAGUCUGCCUCCCUGUCAGAUCUCCACUGAGAAUGCAGUGCCUGCGUCAGUCCUUUCAGCAGAUGGAGAAGAGGAGGAGGAGGGGGAGGGUAAGACAGGAAGAAAAGGGGGAGGAGAAAACAGGCGCUGUAUCCCUCUCUUGCAUCAGCGUCAACAUCACUGCCACGCCAGCUUUCGUCACCGGAAAACAACGAGGAAGAUCAUCACACAACAGAGCUGAAAAAAAGAAACACCAUCAGCAGCCGCUCCUCCUCCUCCUCCACCACCAGACGUGCAUCCACAGAUUAGGCAGAAAACGGUUCUACCUUCCCCGUGCACAGGCAUCUUAAAGCUCCCCCAGGCAGGAGGAGCUCUCCCAGACAUGACCUGAGAGGAGAGGCAGGAAGCCAUCAGACGCUCUCCAUCAACAUGGGCAACCAAGAGGCUAAGCAAAGAAAAGCUGCAGCAGCAUCGGGUAAUGGAAGCUACCCUUCACUGGAUGAAGGAUGGAGAGAGGGAGGAGGGGACACAGCAAAAAAGGGAGGAAAGAAACAGGGUAAGCAUGGAGGUAAAGGAGCAGGCAGCAGUGGAGGAGGAGGAGGAGGAGGAGGAGGGGGGAUGCAUGGCACAGCACCAGGAAAAAAGAAAAACAAAUCUGAGUCCAAGUCCUCUGUCUUCUCUAUCCGGAAGAGAAAGGGUAACCUGAAAGGGAAAGGAGACAUAUGUUCGUCAGUAACAGGCUCAAAGGAGGACGUUUUAGCAUCUCAACAUGACGAACUGGACAGCACAAAAACACCUGAAAUGUCUGCAGAUGAGCUCGGACAGUCAGACACAGAGGCUGCUUUCCCUGAAAAGAAAAAGAAAGUGGAGCAAGGGAAGAAGGAAGUACAUGGAGGAGAGAAGAAGCAGGAGAUGCAACGAAAAGCCUCGACAGCAGCAACAUCUCCCACAGAGGAUGGAGGGCAAAAAGGGGGGAGCUCGGGGUCGGACACAGAUAUCUACAGCUUCCACUCAGCAGCUGACCAUGAGGAUUUGCUAGCAGACAUCCAGCUCGCUAUAAGGCUCCAGCACCAGCAGCAUGGGGGGGUUACCUCAAUUGUGGAAGCACAGAACGGGGGAGAAAAGGAUUUGAGCUGGGCAGGAGGAGAGGGGAGGAGGAAGCAGAGUAAUGGGGUACUUAAAUUAAGUCCUCCGGAGGUAGUUGACCUGACCCCAGAGUUAGAACUGGGCUCUGAUGCCCUGUCAUUCCUAGAGACAGGACCUCUAUCUGACUCUGUCAAACACAUGGACCCACCACCAACACUACACAUCCCCUUCCACACAGAGGUGCAUGAGAGGAGGGAGGAGGAGGAGAAGGAGAAGGAGGAGGUGGAGCAUCUGCAGCUAAAUGGGAAGGGGCAGAGGGAGAGGGAGAGGGAGAGAGAAGCCCCUCUUUGUGCUGCCACAGGCACAAAAGACCAGCAUGCUUGGCUGCAGCAGCCCCCUCAUACAACCGUCACCAUAGCUACUGCUGGGGGGGUAGCAGUCAGCCCGGUUACCAUGACAACCGGUGGUAACAGCUUCCCUGAUCUCACAUUUGACAGUAAUGGGGAAGCCCCAGGGGAGAAGGAAGAAGCAAGAGCUGAAACCCAGCAGGAGGAUGAGAGGGAGCCCGAGGUGGAUGUGGAUCUGAGUCCAGAGCCCGCAGACAGCCACAACAAAAGUCCCGAACCCACUGAAGGACUGAGCUCAGGGAACGUGUUUGAAGAAGGUGAGGGUCAGAUGGGCUCGGGUACCAGCGCAGAUUCCCUUGAGGACUGCCUGAGUGCUGGAUCUGAAUCUAACCACUCUGCUGCUACAGCCAGCACCAGUGCCUCCCCCUCCCAUCAGCAGUGCAGGAGGAGCAGUGUGUGCUUCACCCCGCUGCCUCCCCAGGAGAGCCCCACGCUGGCCAAACGACUCCUCAGGUCCAACCACUCAUCCACCUCUUCCAGUCCCAUGGUGAAACCCUACCCUCCCAUCUUCCCCUCCUACAUCAAGACCACCACCAGACAGCUCAGCUCCCCAGGACAGUCCCCAGCCCUAUCCCCCUCCCACAGCCCCCUGUCCCCGCGCAGAGCCCACCAUCAUCUCCACAGAACGAUGGCUGAGGGUCACCAAGUCCGUAGGCAGCGCUCUCGAAGCCUUGCUGGGCCUCUCAGUCGAUCGGCCGACUGGACGGAGGAGCUCGAGAGGAGGAUGAGGAGCCGAGAGGAGGAUGGAGGAGGCUCUGGAGGUUCGGGAGAGUAUCUGAUGGGAUACAGAGGAGGAGGCAGCCAGCCCAUCUGUGGAACCAGAAGAUCCUCCUGUGGACAGAUGUCUACCUGUGGCUUUCAGGACGUCUUCACAGGGUCGCAGGGAGGCUGGAGCCUAUCCCAGCUGACAAUGACCUGUAAGUGCAUGUUUUUGGACAGUGGGAGGAACCCAGAGAGACCUUCAAACUCCACACAGAAAGGUCGAACUCUCCUGGAAAAGCUGUUCUUGCAGCAGCAGCAGGAGGAGCCAGAGGAGGCUGAGAGGCUCUGCUCCAGGAUCUUGGCCAUGGGUCUCCUGCUGCCUUUCACCGACUGCUUCAGAGAACAGCUGGGAGGCAGCACUGCCCACAUCACCUCCACAGCACCAUCCAAGUUUGAUCAUGACCAGCUGUAUACAUGGGCAGCAGUCAAUCAGCCAACUCAAGCCCUGGAUUCUCUUGAGGGGAAACUUCCAGGGCAGCUGAAGGGCCCCUGGCCUCCAGCCAGGCCAGGUGCAGACAGUAGGACUGGACUCAAAUCCACAGAGGCAGAGGACAAUCAAGAACACCAUGCAGCCAUCUUGGGUUUGAAGCAACAACAGGAGGAGAACCAAGAGGAGGAAUGUGUCCUUCCUUCAACAAAACUGAAGGAAAAACACGUUAACGUCAUCCAACAGCUGGAACAAACCAUAGAAGACCUCAGGACUAAGAUUGCUGAGCUGGAGCGGCAGCCCCCUCUGCUGGACAGAGACAGUAUGAAACCCACCACCUCCACCACAGACAGGGAGUGUGGAGGAGACGAGAGCCUGCUGAGGGUCGUGUGUGAUGCCCACCUGCAGACUGAAGCAGCCGCCGCUCUGGGCUGCCUGGAGGCCAAGUCUGUGCAGACUUCACCCAUGGAUGACAGCUUUAAGUUCAAAGUGCCUUGUAGUGAGCCGGGUGGAGCGAACGGCUUCCUGCAGCCUCCACCCAGGCAGGAUGGCUUCCAGUGUUCAUGUCAGCAGCAGCCUCCUCCACCCCCUCCUCCACCUCCCCUUCCAGGAAGAGCAGUAUCUGUUCAUCCUUUACCAGGACAGACUGUGGCACCUCCUCCUCCACCACCUCCUCCUCCACCAUUACCGGGAGGCUCAAUGCCAGCUCCUCCACCUCCACCACCAUUACCUCCUGGUUCAGCAGUUCCUCCACCCCCACCUCCUCCUCCUCCGCUUCCUUGUGGCCUUGCUCCACCGCCACCUCCUCCUCCACUUCCUGGUGGCCUUGCUCCACCUCCACCUCCACCUCCUCCUCCACUUCCCGGUGGUUUUGCUCCACCCCCACCUCCUCCUCCCCCUCCUCCUCUCCCUGGCGGCAUUGCUCCACCUCCUCCUCCAUUACCAGGAAUAGGAGGCCCACCUCCUCCACCACCACCCCCAGGCUGUGGACCUCCUCCCCCCCCUCCUCCACCAGGAGCCAUCUGUGUUCCUCCAGCUCUUCCAGGGGCUCUGGGCUCCUUGCCUCCUCCUCUACCAUUGGGGCUGUAUGCUUUGGGUCUGACCCAGGAGAAACCACCAAGGAAGGCUGUUGUGGAGCCUCCCAGACCGAUGAAGCCCCUCUACUGGACCAGGAUCCAGCUGCACUCCAAAAAGGAGGUUUCUUCUUCGUUGGUGUGGGAGAAUAUUGAGGAGCCUGACGUGGACUUUGAGGAGUUUGUAGAGUUGUUCUCCAAAACAGCUGUGAAGGAGAAGAAGCAGCCGCUCUCUGACACCAUCACCAAGUCCAAGGCCAAACAGGUCAUGAAGCUCCUGAACAACAAGCGUUCUCAGGCAGUGGGAAUACUCAUGUCCUCCCUGCAUCUUGACAUGAAAGAUAUCCAGCAUGCCAUCCUGAACUUGGACAACACAGUAGUUGACCUGGAGACCCUGCAGGCCCUGUAUGAAAAUAGGGCUCAACAGGACGAGCUGGACAAAAUUGAAAAGCACAUCAAAUCCUCAAAAGACAAGGAGAAUGCCAAACCUCUGGAUAAACCUGAACAAUUUCUCUACCAGCUGUCCCUGAUCCCAAACUUUUCUGGCAGAGUUUUCUGCAUCCUCUUCCAGUCCAGCUUCUCUGAGUGCAUGUCGUCCAUAAUGAGAAAACUGGACACACUGCAGAGGUUGUGCAAGGUGUUGCAGGACUGUGAGACAGUGAAGCGGGUUCUAGGUCUGGUUUUGGCCUUUGGAAACUUCAUGAAUGGUGGUAAUCGAACCAGAGGCCAAGCUGAUGGCUUCACCCUCGACAUCCUGCCUAAACUCAAAGAUGUCAAGAGCAGUGACAACAUGAAAAGUCUUCUGUCUUACAUCGUUGCAUACUACCUCAGACACUUCGAUGAGGAUGCUGGUAGAGAGACGUGUGUGUAUCCGCUCCCUGAGCCUCACGACCUGUUCCAGGCUUCACAGAUGAAGUUUGAAGACUUUCAGAAAGAUCUGACUCGACUCAGAAAGGACCUGAGAGCCUGUACAUCAGAAGUGGAAAAAGUGUGCAAGGUUUCAGAUGAGGAUAACCUGCAGCCUUUUAAAGGCAAGAUGGACGACUUCCUCACACAAGCUAAAACUGAACUGGAGACUCUGGACGCUCAGCUCAGCAGCACUCACAAACUGUUCCUGGAGCUCACAGUGUUCUUCUCAGUGAAGGCCAAAGGAGGAGAGAAGGAGGUUUCACCAAACACCGUCUUCUGCGUCUGGCACGAGUUCUCCUCUGACUUCAAGGAGCAGUGGAAGAAGGAGAACAAAGUCAUUCUCAAGGAGAGGUUAAAAGCAGCAGAAGAGUGUUUCCGACAGGCCAAGGAGAAGGCUGCCUACAGCGUCAAACCCAAACACGCCUCUGGCAUCAUAUUUUUUGGCGUUUCCAAGCUUUAUUUCCAACAGAGACAGCUGAAGACUGACAGGAAUGUGGGGAAAGAGAGAUGGGGAAUGACAUGCGGAAAAGAGCCACAGAAAGCCAAGCUUGGCAUGAAGAUUUGACUGAGCGGAACAUGUGUUUUCCCGACUUUGGGCACCAGCAGUGAGUCAAAAACAAGAAGGUCUGAAGAGGUCUGAAGAGGACAGAAGAGAACGCUGAAGGGAAUGCAUGUAUGUGCAGCUGAGCCUACUCUGGACAUUGUGGAAGGAUGCUGCUGCAGGGUCACUAGGCACAGGAAAUCAGGUUGACACAUCACAUACAGUAAACAUCAGCUGGUAUAACAUCAUGCUGGUGCAGCCAAUGUGGCUCCAUUUAUAAAAAAAUAACGAAUGUCUCACUUAUCAGCAGAAUGGUAAAGACAAACAAUAAACCACACUGUUUAAGGAGCAUUAGAAAUGUUUAGCACUUACUCCCCCCUCACUGUAAUCUCUAUAAAACAGACCACAGGCGGCUUCUUUAAAUCCUGACUGAGACUUCGGCACAAACAACAAUCACCACACCUUCAGUACUGAAAAAAGACACAAAGAAGUCUUAAAGUCCUGUAAAGUACACAUUUAUUGACAUCUGUGGACUGCAAACACACCAUGGGCAGGUGUGCCAUAAAUAAAACAGAUAACUGAUUUGUCUGAUUUAAUAAAAAUAGACAUAGUGAUUCUGACUUCAUGAUCAAAUGUUUUCCGCAUCACAUAAAAUAAUGCAUGCACUGGCUUUUGUCUUCUCCCCUGAAUCACUUAAAAGAAACGUAAAAAACCAUGCCAUAAAUAGUAUGACAAUAACAAUGAGACUGAUAUAAUUGAAAUCUUCUGGAUUAUGACUUCAAUCUGUUCGAGAUCCACCAGAUCUGGAAGCUUGUUUGCAGUAAAUUUGAACGUGCGAACGUAGAUCGGGAACAAUGGAGAUGACAGCACAAGAAUCCAAUCAAAAGUCGACUAGAAUGUGAACAGGGUUUGUCUCACAUAACACAGUAACACUGAUGGAUCUGGCAAAGCACAAAAAGAAUGCAGUUGGGUGUGUCAUUUCACCACUUGUGUCUUUAGUUAAACAAACUAGAUAAAAUAGGUUUUGGAAAACAGAUUUUCCUCCACAUGUAACUGUUUUCAUCAAAUAGUAAAUGCAUUUGACAAUUGCAACCAAAUGUAAGUGGCUCUACAAUAGCCUAAGUUUAAAUGGCUUCUCAACUGUAAUCGUUUUCCAAAGCCCCAAUAUUUCAGUCACCAUCAGAUAUCAGCAUGAUUAUCCAUUACUGUGUUUAUGAUUGAAACAAACACGUUUUAUUAUUCAAAUCUGAUUUAGAGGCUUGUGCAGCUUUCAUAUGGAGAUUGGAGUUUUUGUUUUUUUUUGUUUCUUGGAACUCGGCCUGAGAGUGUGAAGCAUUCCCAGUAAAUACACAGAGCCAGGCCAGCCUGCCUGCAUAGAUAUCUUGAAACCUCAGCAGACACUGAAAUAAGAGAGGACGAGAGUGACUGGCAUUGAUUAGCAGCACUUGCUGCGUGCACUCAGUCAUAUAUUCUGUUUCAAUCGUGCAAAUAUUCGACAACUUCAAACUGCUCUGUUGAAAUGUGACAGAAAUCUGGGUUAUGUUAGACAACAGCCAUGGGCACAUCCUGUUAAAUGCCACAGUAAAUCAUCACACGUCAAUAUCAGCACUCUCCACACGGACUCUUACACACUACCAUGAAUGUGAUUCUACAUCCUGACUGACCAAUCAGAUUAGAUCUCAGUACUCAGUAUGCAUUUGUACAGCAGUGUUGUUGGGCAGAAGAAGAAUGUCACUGUAAACUUACAUGUGUACUUUUAAUAUAUGUACAAUGAUAUGCCAUAUCAUCUCAGAUAUACCACAUAUAAGUGGGUGUGUGAGUGAAUUUUCUCUUCAUCUGGUCGAUCACACCUUUGUGUUUGAAAGCUCUGUGCUGAAGGGUGUGUAUAGUGCACUGAAUUACAGCUAUUCCAUUUGUUGCAGAAUUGAUGACUUUAUCAAUGUAAAGUAAUAAAUUGUUAAAAAAGAAUUGAUUGUGAGACACGUUUUGUGUUUCUUUCAUCGAUGUCCUCUCCUGCUGGCCAGCAUGAUACUCCCAACAUGAACUUGACUACAUUUUAACAGUUUCAUGUGCAAUAAAUGUUUAUGUAUACAUGUAUAUGGAGAGGAUGCAUGGGGUCUGGGAGCAGUGUAAUUUAUGUAUAAU